Molecule: messenger RNA, 2451 nt
Organism: Didymosphaeria variabile
Lineage: Eukaryota; Fungi; Ascomycota; Dothideomycetes; Pleosporales; Didymosphaeriaceae
Exons: 1
Coding region: 1-2451 (816 amino acids)
Source: RefSeq, a predicted model, not a curated record
AUGGUUCUGGAGAAUAUCCACAAUGAAAGCCGCGAUUUGUACUGGUCGGCAGGCGCGAACAAGUUGGACCACUCCUACGUCAGUCCGGCACCGAGACAACACGGCGGGAAACUACGUCGCGAUUCUCGGUCCAUGGUCGCGGAUAACAUCAAAAACCCAACGGAAGGCCCUAUAUCUCUGUACACUAUACUGUCCCGUCAACUUCAUGUCCUGACAGGAUCACCCUGGGCGGAAAUAAGCUUCACACAUCAGGAGAUUGCACUACUGCAGUGUAAAGGUUAUUCCGAGGAAGACGUGCACCUGUGGGUGAGAUGUCUCGUCAUCGGUGACUCCAUUCAUGCUUGUGCAGUGUUCAAACAAGAUCAUCGCCGUACGCCUCUGUUCCUGUUGCUACUGUAUCUUCGAAGGAACCGUAUACGAGCAUUCGCACUUGGGACGGUGAUUAGACAUCUAAAUGCACGAUUGCGAGCAGAGCCUAUAGAGUGGCCCUCACUCCAAGUGCUAGUAAUACGAUUACUGCGCCAUGCGCGGGCAGUCUGGCCCGAAGCACUACCAUGGAUUGCAUCUCUGUUUUGCACCGAGGCCACCCGGAUGUACCACCAGGACAAGAAGAACGCGUCUUUUUCAACCACAUUUCAGUCAACUCUAACUCGAUUCUGUAACUCCAUGUUGUCGCUAAUAUCGCUGCCUGCGCCUGAGCACCCUGUGCUUGUCGGCUUCCACCAGGAAAAGGCACAGUUCAUCGUGUUACAGUUUAUGGCUAACUGCGAACCGGCUCUUACCGUAACGCGAUAUGGCUUCCAAGGAGCUGUUCGUACCCAGCUUACACAUGCGAAGACAGCCCAAGAAAAGGAAUGGGCUAGGCUUAAAGGGCCGUCAUGGCCGCCCUGGAAAGAGAACAGGAAUGCUAUGGAUGAGGAUAAGGGUUAUAUGUUUGGUGCCUCGAGAGCAUCCCGCCUUCUUCAUCGGCUGUAUGAAGCAGGAUAUGAUGGGCGCGGAUGGGAAAAGAUCGCCGAAGUCUACGCUGGUUGGGAUACGGAUUUGUCUCCGACUGUGCAAACCAGAACUUUGAUGCCUCGGACGCUCGGAAAGAAAGACCCUAGUCUGAGCAAGGCACAACUCUGGACCGCGCGGAUUCGAACCACAAGAACAAGACGCGAAGCAUGGGCCUGUUUUCUGGCAUACGAAGAGUCGAACACUGGAGAUUCCUCGGAAGUUUAUUUGGCUAUGUUCGAGAAGAUACAUUUUCCAGAAAUCGGAGUCCAACAAAGCGAGAACGGAGAUGCACAGUCUGUCGGAACCAGCGGAUCACUCGGAACAAAUCUUUUACCUGGAGACAUGAAGGAGGUCUUGCCGGAUCCCAAAUCGCCACUACACCUUGUGUACUUGAGUGAGCCAGUGCCCUCAUAUAGCCAGCUUUACCAAAGAAUGCGGCACAAACGGUUGCGGCCGAGAAAGAGGCUACUCGCUUUCCUACUUGACACGCUUCCCGACUUCUCCACCUGUCUGCAUCUACUCGACGCAACGCAAAACAAUUUUGCUGGCGGAGUGCGGAUGCUUAUCCAAGGAUCACCUUUGAGUGAGAAAGCCCGCUCAUCUAUUCCAGAUUACUUCAUCGUCUCUUUCAUUCGUUUCCUUUGUCGAUUCGGUCGCUUUGGGCAAAUGGCUCCAGAUGAGCCCAUCCAGGUGUCACCAGAGGAUCACCUACAGCGACUCAAGCUCGAUCGAACAUAUUUGAUCGACUAUGCCUAUGCUCUUCUUAUGCACUUGUGCCCAGCAUGCCGCCCAGCAUGGACUGCAUACAUGCAGAAGGUGCUGUACGGAUACGGCAAGAAGAAGACUGCAGAGAAACAAUUCACCAUAAUGCGUAGACUAUUCGACAAGCUGACCGAGAUGAACGUCGAUCCAGACGAUGAUCAAUUCCAGCUACUGUGUGCCGUUGCGCGCUACGCAGCACGAACAGCAUACAAAGGGAAACUCUCGGCGGACUCCACAAACCACAUACUCGCUUCAGCUCCGCCCCUCCUGCGCACCAGUUUUCACAACCUGGUUGGUGCCAACGUCGAUUCCAGGGUCGCAAGCCCAGCAGGUUCCGUUCUGGAUACACCCCCCCCUCAUAUUCCCGGUCCAGCCGUCCUCCAAGCGUACGUCCGCGCUCUAGGAUUCUUGAGAGACUACGAAGGCCUGUACUCGUUCUCUAUCUGGCUCACAACAUAUCACAAGGAGGUCACAGUCCGAGUUAAUGCCCAGCGUGGAGGGCCACAACUUCUGUAUAAUACCCUAGUGGCAUUGCGAGCUGCGUUAGAAGGAGCACUCGACAGUAAGAACGUCGAUGAGGGCGCGCCGCAGGAGAUCAUGGAGCUAGUCAAAGCGCAGAUUGAGGGCGUCCAAGAAUGGGACUGGCCGUCUGAGGAACAUACAGAUACGUAUGUAGGGAAGCAGUCAAACUAA